Messenger RNA from Cantharellus anzutake, 1773 nucleotides. RefSeq lists its product as uncharacterized. Gene Ontology annotation, molecular function: RNA binding. The transcript is spliced from 4 exons. Lineage: Eukaryota; Fungi; Basidiomycota; Agaricomycetes; Cantharellales; Hydnaceae. Gene Ontology annotation, cellular component: PeBoW complex; nucleolus. Bases 1 to 1773 code for a protein of 590 amino acids. Gene Ontology annotation, biological process: maturation of LSU-rRNA from tricistronic rRNA transcript (SSU-rRNA, 5.8S rRNA, LSU-rRNA); ribosome biogenesis. The record is from RefSeq and is a predicted model, not a curated record.
AUGGGCAAACUUGUGAAGAAGGGCACCAAAGGCGUCGCAAAAGCUUAUGUGACGCGGGGAGCGGCCCUUAAGAAGCUUCAAUGCACGCUAGCAGACUUCAGGCGUCUGUGUAUCCUUAAAGGUAUCUUUCCUCGUGAACCACGGAAUAGAAAGGUGGCUCGCCGAGGGUCCACAGUUUACACAACAUUCUACUAUGCGAAGGAUAUCGCGUUCCUUGCACAUGAACCUGUGCUAAAAAAAAUGCGAGAACAAAAAAUCUUCGCCAAGAAGAUGGCACGAGCAGUGGGACGUCGCGACUGGUCUCUUGCUAAAAGCUUGAAGGAGAAUAGGCCAUUUUAUAACCUGGACCAUAUUGUGAAGGAGCGAUAUCCUACAUUCAUAGACGCCCUCCGGGACAUCGAUGAUGCCCUGUGUCUCGUUACACUGUUUGCUUGCCUCCCUUCAAUUCCCCGAAUUUCUCCUUCUGCCGUUGAGCAGUGCGCGCGUCUGACCCAUGAAUGGCAGCUAUAUGUCAUGCACACACGGUCACUGCGCAAGGUCUUUUUAUCCAUCAAAGGAGUUUACUUCCAAGCCUAUGUGAUGGGUGAAGAAAUCACCUGGCUUGUACCGUAUAUGUUCUCUCAGACAAUACCCGAUGAUGUGGACCUUCGUGUCGUGGGGACAUUUAUAGACUUCUAUCGAACUCUAUUAGGUUUUGUUCUCUUUAAAUUAUAUACGGACGCAGAUCUCGUAUAUCCUCCUGCCUUGGACGCUUCUAAGAAUGAUGGAGCAGGAGGGUUGAGCGCAUUUCGUUUGAUCGAUCUUGGGACUCAAGCCACCGAGCAGUCUCUAAGUGACCAGAAGACUACAGUUCUGGACGUGGAGGGCCGUCAGGUGAAGCCACAUCGCGUCCAACAAGCCAUUAAUGCGUUGGCUCACGUUCCUGCACCGACUGAGCCUCCCGAGGUUGCAACGAAACCUCAGUCAUCCAAUGAGCCUUCGGCAACCUUCAAUUUCCCCACCAACGGUUCACCUUCAGUCACCAAUCUCUUCACUGGUCUCACAUUUUUCCUUGCACGUGGUAUACCUCGCCCGUUGAUGGAAUUCAUCAUUCGUUCGUUUGGGGGGCGCGUCGGCUGGACCCCAACUGCAGGCUCUGGGUCACCACUUCAAGAGGAUGACAUGUCUAUCACACAUGUGAUCAUUGAUAGACCGCUUGACAAUACAAGCAAAGUCCCAGGGGAGCUGCUGCGCUGCCGCAAAUACAUACAGCCACAGUGGGUUGUCGACUCGAUUAACGCCCAAAAGCUCCUUGUGGAGGGACCGUACGAACAAGGUCAAACAAUGCCACCGCAUCUAAGUCCCUUCGGGGAGGCAGACGGAGCCUAUGAUCCUCACUCGGCUGAAAGUGCAGCCAACGAAGUCGACGAUGUUUCUGAUGAAGAGGCAAAGGAGCCCGCCGAAAUGUCGAAAAGCAGUGAUGACGCGUUGCAACAAUCCAUUUUGACUGCACGGUCAGAACCAACUGAAGCGAAUCUACGAGCAGCGGAGAUACAAGCCGAGCGUGCCGGCAUGGAUGCAACGACUUUCGAAGCAGCCAUAAACAAGCGUCCGAAUAUUACCCAGCCAGAGAAAGUGACAGACUCGAGCGCUCCUUCAGACAUGAACAAAAUGCUAAUGAGUAACAAGAAAAGAAAACUCUACGAAAAUCUCAAGCGUAGAGAGAUGAAACAGGCCAGCCAGGUCAGUCUCAGAUUUUCUCCAGUGAGAUGUUCGUCUGACUUCGUUCAUUAG